This is a messenger RNA of Ictalurus punctatus (channel catfish), 1879 nucleotides long. RefSeq names its product hes family bHLH transcription factor 2, tandem duplicate 2 (gene hes2.2). The record is from RefSeq and is a predicted model, not a curated record. Lineage: Eukaryota; Metazoa; Chordata; Actinopteri; Siluriformes; Ictaluridae. Gene Ontology annotation, biological process: regulation of neurogenesis; anterior/posterior pattern specification; regulation of transcription by RNA polymerase II. Gene Ontology annotation, molecular function: RNA polymerase II cis-regulatory region sequence-specific DNA binding; DNA-binding transcription factor activity, RNA polymerase II-specific; protein dimerization activity. The transcript is spliced from 3 exons. Gene Ontology annotation, cellular component: nucleus. The coding region runs from base 178 to 795 and encodes 205 amino acids.
UUAAACGUCGGCCUAUUGUGCUGCGCGUCAAAACUUUAGCGUGUGCGCGCGCUUGGCUUGUGGUGGGCGUUCCCAUGACGCUUCGAGCGGGGAUAAAUAGCGCGCGCUGAACGCUGCUCAGGCAGAAACUCGUCAUAGCUAGAAAAGAAAAGAGAGCUCUCUGGCAAAGAAUCAAGAAUGACUCCGGCUGUGUCUUUCCCGCCUCCCGGUGUCAGCACGGUGCACGUGAGAAAAGAGAUCUCGGAGCUGCGAAGAACUUUAAAACCGCUGAUGGAGAAGCGCAGACGCGCGCGCAUCAACGACUGCCUCAACCAGCUGAAAAGCCUCAUCCUUCCUCUGAUGGGAAAAGAUAAGUGUCGCUACUCGAAGCUUGAGAAAGCAGGCAUCCUGGAAAUGACGGUCGAAUUCCUCACCGAUGUCCCUAAAACUCCGAUAAAUGAUGCUACAGUGAGUUACAGAGAGGGCUAUGAAGCGUGCCUGCAGCAGGUCUCCGCGCUCCUCCCGCGCACGAGCCUCGACGGCGAAACCUGCGCGCGCGUGCACGACUUCAUAAAGCAGUCUCUGCGCUCGAGCUCUCCGGCCUGCCGCACGUGCCGCGCGCGCACCUCCAGCACGCUCUCACCGAUCCAGCACGAGCGGCUUCUGAGCCAGAACUGGAUCGACAUCACUCGGAAAGAAAGGCGCGCGAGCGACUCGGAGCGACUCGACAACACUCGGAAAGAAAGGCGCGCGAGCCCGGAGAGAGCUCAGGAUGCGCCACAGGCCGCCGCGCAGCCCAUGUGGAGACCGUGGUAGCACGCGGGAAAGCGGCACACAAUUCAUGCUGCUUGUUAGAUAAUGUACAUAAACAGCCUAGAGAUGAGUAGUAAACAUUUGCAGCUAUGUACGGCGUGCUGAUUUGAGGUACUAAGUCAAGUCGAUUUUUUUUCCCACUCAAGUAUUAUAUACUUCUCGUUCGCUUUGUCAAAAUUCGCUCGUUUGUAUCUAUCGGUUCGUUUUCUUAGAGAUCCUGCGCGUGACCUGUAAAUAACGCGGUUAUUCGGUUUGGGGUUAACGGGGUGAGGGCUUGUAGAAAACGCCUAUGUAAAACCCUAAGGGUUGUCCAGUGUAAGAAAUGUGCUCUUCCACUUCAGUAUUCUGAUUCUGUGCACAUUAUUUUACUCGUAUGCACACUCUAUUGUGUUUUAAAGUCUCAUGUUUUGAGAGACGUGCUGUUUAUUUCUUUAUUUGUUUACUUGUAAACACGUUUGUGUGUUAUACUGUCUCAUUUUUGAGGGACGUGUUAUUUAUUUAUUUGUUUGUUUACUUGUAAACACGUUGUGAUGUGUUAUACAGUCUCCUUUUUAGAGACGUGUUAUUUGUUUAUUUGUUUGUUUACUUGUAAGCACGUUGUGAUGUGUUAUACAGUCUCAUUUUUGAGAGACGUGAUAUUUAUCUGUUUGUUUACUUGUAAACACGUUGUGAUGUGUUAUACAGUCUCAUUUUUGAGAGACGUGAUAUUUAUUUUUUGUUUACUUGUAAACACGUUGUGAUGUGUUAUACAGUCUCAUUUUUUGAGAGACGUGAUAUUUAUUUAUUUUUUGUUUACUUGUAAACACGUUGUGAUGUGUUAUACAGUCUCAUUUUUGAGAGACGUGUUAUUUAUCUGUUUGUUUACUUGUAAACACGUUGUGAUGUGUUAUACAGUCUCAUUUUAGAGAGACGUGUUAUUUAUUUAUUUCACGUAGUAUUGUUUUUCAAAGUCUCUUUUUUGACGGGAUGGAGUAUUUCUUUUGUUUGUUUAUGUAAUUAUUCUGUACUUUUAAAUAAAAGAAAUGGGCUAACCAAAUGUUUUUACCUCUUUUUUUAUUUGAUUUAAGCCCACUGAGGUGUCUUUAAG